Messenger RNA from Fibroporia radiculosa, 1515 nucleotides. RefSeq lists its product as uncharacterized. The transcript is spliced from 12 exons. Gene Ontology annotation, molecular function: monooxygenase activity; heme binding; oxidoreductase activity, acting on paired donors, with incorporation or reduction of molecular oxygen. Bases 1 to 1515 code for a protein of 504 amino acids. The record is from RefSeq and is a predicted model, not a curated record. Lineage: Eukaryota; Fungi; Basidiomycota; Agaricomycetes; Polyporales; Fibroporiaceae.
AUGCCUGACAUGGUCGGACUCGGUGCUCUGUCCGUGCUAGACGUUACUCUUGCUGCGCUGGGCGUGGCCCUAGUAAGCCUGAUACUCUCAGGCAAGCGCAAAGGCCCUCUUCCUCCAGGACCCAAAGGCUGGCCUAUUAUCGGAAAUGUCUUGGACAUGCCCUCUUCGUACCAAUGGAAAACGUACACCCAAUGGGCGGAGAAAUGGGGUGAUAUCAUAUCUGUUACACUCCUCGGUCAACCUAUCGUCGUUGUCAGCUCGCUAGAGCAUGCCACGGAGUUGCUCGAGCGACGAAGCACGCUAUAUUCGGACCGACCGAUACUGACUGUCGGGGGAAAGAUUGUCGGAUGGGAUCAAAUUGUUGUGCUGACUCCUUAUGGUCCGCGCUUUCGUGAAGCACGCCGUUUGCUGUCACGAUGGAUCGGCUCCAGAAGUAGUGUGGCUCGUUUUGCGCCAAUGUUACAGCACGAAACAAGCAAAUACCUCUUGGACCUCCGGCGCAGCCCGGAGCAAUUUGUAAAUCACAUUAAAAAGUCAGCUGCAGCGAUCAUCCUCACGAUGACGUACGGGUACCAGAUCAAAGGCGACAAAGAUCCUUUAAUCGAGAUUGUCGACAGAGCAAUGGCUCAGUUCACCGUGCUUACCACUCCGGGCACCUUUCUUGCGGACAUUUUCCCGAGUUUGGAGCAUGUCCCAUCCUGGGUACCGGGUACUGGCUGGAAGCAGAGGGCUCUAGGUGCCCGUCAAGACACAGACGCCAUGCUCGAUGUACCAUACAGCAUUGUUGAGAAAGAAAUGGCCGCGGGCACAGCUACUCCCAGUUUCCUGUCGGUGAACAUAGAGGGCAAUCCGGAUCCUACUGAGGAAUUUCAAAGUACUCUUAAGACUACUGCUGGUGUACUCUACGCUGGUGGCUCUGAUACCACUGUCUCUACUCUUCACAGCUUUUUCUUGGCCAUGGCCUGCUAUCCUGAGAUACAAAAGAAAGCGCAACAAGAGAUUGAUGCUGUCAUUGGAAACGAUCGACUCCCGACCCUAGCUGAUCAGGAUUCGCUACCUUAUGUCAAUGCAGUGUGCGCCGAGCUCCAUCGCUGGAACCCUGUUGCUCCGCUCGGCGUUACCCAUCGUCUUGUUCAAGAUGACGUCUACGCAGGCUAUUUCUUCCCGAAGGGCACUCUGAUCACAGUAAACGCCUGGAAAAUCCUCCAUGAUCCUGAAACCUACAAGAAUCCAUUGGACUUCAACCCUGGUAGGUUCAUGGGCACGGAACCCGAAACAGAUCCUCGUCCUGUCGCAUUUGGAUUCGGCAGAAGAAUCUGCCCUGGUCUCAACUUCGCGGACGCAUCCAUUUUCCUAUCAUGCGCUAUGAUGCUUGCUGUGUUUGAUGUCUCGAAGGCUGUGGAGUACGGGAGAGUGAUAGAGCCUGUUGUCGAGUAUACGAGUGGACAAAUCAGGAUCUCCAAGCCAUCCGGCCCCGUUCAAGUGUUCGAUCAAGCCCCGGUCUGCGAAGGCUGA